AUGUGGGACAAUGCGCUUCUCCGGUGCCCAGAAGGGGUGAUCCCAUCCCCAGCUGUAUCCAAGGAUCUCCAUGGACCCUGCCUCGGACUACGUCCGGAUCCCCGAUUCCAGAGGCAGGGGAAUGGGGUGAUCCCAGCCCUGGGAGAGCUGGUGGCGAAGCCUGUUGCCAUCUCUGCCACAGUGGGGACUUUGUGCCGAGCUGGGGCCAUAGCUCUCCCUUACCCCCCAGCAAAAAUAAAGUGUUGGGGGUAUCGCCCUCAGGGCAGCAGUUUGGAGGGGGAUUGUUUUAUUCCUGCCUUUGUCUGUAGGAAUUUAACCAUUUUAAAAACUCGAAUUGCUGUGAAGCCUCAUUUCAUGUCACUGUCUCCUACUUGUGAAAUCGAUCAGGUGCGUCACCCAGUCAUCUGUGUCAACAACCAUGUCUUCUGUUCCAUUUGUAUUGAUGUGUGGCUGAAGAACAAUAAUCAGUGUCCAGCUUGCAGGAUUCCUAUCACACCUGAAAAUCCCUGCAAGGAAAUUAUAGGAGGAACAAGUGAAAGUGAUCCUGUGUUUAGUCCAACAGUCAGGAAACACCUGCGUAAAACCAGACUUGAAUUACUCCACAAAGAGUAUGAGGAUGAAAUAGAAUCCCUGCAAAAAGAAGUGGAAGAUCUGAGGGGUAAAAACCUUGGUUUACAGACACAACUGAAGUCUCUUCUGGAUCCUACAAUGUCAUCCUUAUCUUGCCAAAGUGAGGAAACUAGCCAGUCAACAGAUGAAACAAGUACCACUGGCCCAGAAACCCUGGAGGAAUGGAGCAAAAAGCUGAAAGCUGCCAAUGAUAUAUGUGAAAAAGUGAUAGAUAAUGUGGAAAAGUUGAAGGAGGCAAAUAAGAAACUGAGCAUGGAAAACAAUAGCCUUUUAAGAGAGAAUUUGCGACUAAAAGCUGAAGUUGAUAGUAGAUCACCCCAAAAGUUUGGUAGGUUUACGGUAGCCGCCCUUCAGUCCAAAGUGGAGCAGAGCGAGCGUGAAAUGAACCGCCUGAAAAAGGCGCUGGAGAGAAGCGACAAGUACAUCGAGGAGAUGGAGUGUCAGCUGCUGCAGCUGAAAAGCGCCGGCGAAGGGACCCGGCCCGCGAGUGCCCUCGGCCAGGGAGCUCUUCCCACAGAGGCCAAGGAAGCGGAGAGCGUCGGGGAAGACUCGGGCCGCUUGGAAAGCCGGGUCGAGCGCCUGGAGGAGGCGGCCUUGGCUGCCAGGGAAGGUCCUGAAAGCCUCGAGCAGCUCGCGGGCGGGGGGACAUGUUCAAGCUCUUCCAGUCAAGAUGGGUCCAACGGGUCACAGCCCCAGGGUGCUCCGCAGAAAGAGCUGUUUGCAGGCUGCCAGGGUGUUCUCCUAGAUGAAGGCACUACCAAUAUGGAUGCCUGCUUGGAAGGGCAGUGGAAUAAAAUAGAGGAAUGUGCCCCGUUUAAGGAUGAAGAACUUUAUGAGCUUCCAGCGCCGUGCACCCCUUUCCUGUCUCUUAGUCGCCUGCAGUUGAACACUCCUGAUGGGAAGGAAAACGCAAGGAAACCUUCGUCCUUUCUGAGAAAACUGAAAUUUGAAGAGUUCUGUGACACCUCAGAUGACGGCAGCAAAGAUGCCCCGGAACACAGCACAAGCAGCUGUAACAGUGAGAAGAAGCUGAACUGUUUUACCACAGGAAAGUCGGGUUUUUGGGGGACCUGCCCAGCAAACUUUGCUGAGAACUUAGAUUUUGAUGAAUCAGAAGAAAAUACUGUAGCUAGUCAGUCAAAUGAAACCCCAGCAAAGGCCAGCGAUAAAACAAGUUCAUGUUUACCCAAAAAGCUACAUGCUCUCUGCGCUUCCGAGAUGAACCGCACGAGAACCUCCAGCGAGGCCUCCAUGGACGCUGCCUACCUCGAUAAAAUUUCCGAGUUGGAUUCAAUGAUGUCCGAAUCAGACAACAGCAAGAGCCCGUGCUACAAUUUUAAGUCCUCGGAGCUUGAUAAUUCUUCAAAGUCAACGGAGUGCUCUAAGCUUCUGAAUGAAACUGAGAAGAAAGUGGAAGAGAUGGAUGAGGAGCAGAGUAUGAAGAGUCCAGAGGCAAGUGACCCACCGGGUGACAGAACUGGCUGGAAACCUACCAUGUUUUCCAUUCUCUCCCCAUCGGACAUGGAUAUGAACGAGCACUUCCCGCUGUUUGCAAGCCAGAACGUAGCGGCUGAUGACAUGAAACCUCCAAACUGCCUGUUUCAAAGGGAGUUUUCCCAGAGUUUACUCUUCAGCAACUCACAGAGGCUGUUUGAGGAACACAAGUUUGGUUCCUGCUUUUUAAAGACUGACCUGAACAAUCAACUUAACGCGCCUUGGGUUUCUCCCUUCAUUCCCGAAAGGAAAAAUAAAAAUACGAGCCAGUCAACCAAGAGGAAAAUUCAGAGCGGCCUUUCUAGUGCCAGUCCCUCCAAAACUACCAAAAACUGAUUCUGCUUGGAAAUAAAACGUGACUCAGAAUUGUCAACCUGCGAAUGCUUAGGAUUUCCCAAGUGAACUUCAUUUUUAAUGACUUCCAUGCAACCUGGUCCUGUCUUUUUUGACCAAGUGAAAACUGAAUGUUCCCUUUGCCCUGCUAAGCGCUUUCCUAGGGCAGAACCAUUCCAGAUUCUUUUCUUUGGCACGGCAUU
This is a messenger RNA of Tinamus guttatus (white-throated tinamou), 2660 nucleotides long. The record is from RefSeq and is a predicted model, not a curated record. NCBI's taxonomy places the organism in Eukaryota, Metazoa, Chordata, Aves, Tinamiformes, Tinamidae.